GAGAAGCGGCGAUGGCCAGAGGCGCGCACCUCCUCGGCUGCCACCCUGCCAGGCGCUCUUAACCUUGGCCUCGGCGGGCGCCCGAGGCGGCUACGGGCAGGCAGGAAUCUCUGAGGGAGAAGCCCACUUCUCCUGUCCCACCAGAAGGUUCUAACUGAGGUGUCAGCUGCUGGGGACCUUCCAGGCUGUGAUUCCAAGCUGGGAUGACUGCAAGCCUUCGAGAGAAGGAGGCUCCUCUGGGACCCCGACUAUACCACUAAAAUGCACUGGCUGAGACGGGACCUCCCUGCCUGUUUGGUGGUUCUCCAUCCCUAGGCUCCAGAGUCUGCCGCUGCUGUCAGGAUCGCCUGGAGCUCCAGUGGCCAGUGGCUUCAUCAUGAGUGAUGAGAAGGGCCUGGGGCUGCCCCAGAAGUUGGUCUCUCCUUCUCGGAGCACCAGCAGCUGCUCCUCCAAGCAGGGGAGUCGACAGGUAGAGGACAGCUGGGAAGUGGUGGAAGGCCUCCGGGGAGAGAUCACCUCCACCCAGGAGCCCCAGAUCCAGAAGGGCUUCCUGCUGAAGAAGAGGAAGUGGCCACUCAAAGGCUGGCACAAGAGAUUCUUCUUCUUGGAGAAAGGGAUCUUGAAGUAUGCCAAGAGCCUGGCUGAUAUAGAGAGAGAAAAGCUCCAUGGAUCCAUUGAUGUUGGGCUCUCCGUGAUGUCUGUCAAGAAGUCCUCAAAAUGCAUAGACCUCGAUACAGAGGAGCACAUCUACCAUCUGAAGGUAAAGUCCGAGGAAGUCUUUGACGAGUGGGUAGCCAAGCUGCGUCACCACCGAGUAUAUCGUCAAAAUGAGAUUGCUAUGUUCCCACGGGAUGUUAACCAUUUUUUCUCUGCGUCCACUGUCUCGGACUCUGCAUCUGGAGUACUUGACUCUGUAUCAAAUAGGAAGCGCAGCAGUAUAUCGAAGCAGAGUUCGUUGCAGACGGGAAGCAAUUUGUCGUUCAGCUGUGGAGAAGCCAGGCUCCCCAUAUGGACACAGUCUUCCGAAGACAUGGAAAAAUGUUCCAAAGAUCUGGCCCACUGUCAUACCUACUUGGUGGAGAUGAGCCACCUCCUCCAGAGCAUGGAGGUCCUUCACAGGACCUACUCAGCCCCGGCGAUAAACGCCCUUCAGGGUGGAGCUUUUGAAAGUCCCAAAAAGGAAAAAAGACCCCACAGACGGUGGCGGGCGAGAGCUAUUAGCAAAGAGGCCAAAGGAAUGCUGCAGGUCCCGAAGCCUUAUUCAGGCCCAGUCAGGCUUCAUGCAUCCAAUCCGAAUCUGUCAACGCUAGAUUUUGGGGAAGACAAAAAUUAUUCUGAUGGUUCUGAAACCUCAUCAGAAUUUUCCAAAAUGCAAGAAGACCUGUGUCACAUUGCGCACAAAGUUUACUUCACCUUAAAGUCAGCUUUCAAUACCAUAUCAAAUGAGAGGGAGAAACUGAAGCAGAUGAUAGAGCAUGAGUCCUCCUCAUCACCAUCCGCACAGAUUGUGGGUCUGAAGCAUGCCUUAUCAUCCGCCCUAGCACAAAACACAGACCUUAAAGACCGCUUACGUAGAAUCCAUGCUGAGUCCCUGCUCCUCGAUUCUGCUGCCGGUGCCAAGUCAAGCGAUGGUCUGGCAGAGGAGAUCUCUGGAGAAGAAAGCAGAGCCCUCGUCCAUCAGCUCUCCAAUGAAAGUCGGCUCUCCAUCACAGACUCCCUUUCAGAGUUUUUCGACGCACAAGAAGUCUUGCUGUCUCCAAGCUCCUCAGAAAAUGAGGCUUCUGAUGAUGACUCAUACGUCAGUGACCUAAGUGAUAACGUCUCCAUGGAUAACCUCAGCAAUGAUCUGGAGAAUGAGAGGCAGACUUUGGGCCCCAUUCUCGAAAGUGACCCAGGAGGCCAGAGCAAACGGCGGACCUGCUUGCCGGCGCCCUGCCCCAACACCAGCAGCAUCAGCCUCUGGAAUAUUCUGAGAAACAACAUCGGGAAGGACCUGUCCAAGGUGGCCAUGCCUGUGGAGCUAAAUGAGCCUCUAAACACGCUACAGCGGCUCUGUGAGGAGCUAGAGUACAGCGAGCUGCUGGACCGGGCCUCGAGGACACCAGACCCCCUGGAGAGGAUGGUGUACGUGGCAGCUUUUGCCGUGUCUGCCUAUGCGUCCAGCUACUUCCGAGCAGGAAGCAAGCCCUUCAAUCCAGUGCUUGGAGAGACCUAUGAAUGUAUCCACGAGGAGAAGGGCUUCCAGUUUUUUUCAGAACAGGUCAGCCACCACCCGCCGAUCUCAGCCUGUCAUGCAGAGUCUGCAAACUUCGUGUUCUGGCAAGAUGUGAGAUGGAAAAACAAAUUCUGGGGCAAAUCCAUGGAAAUCGUUCCAGUUGGCACAACGCAUGUCACCCUUCCUGCCUUUGGCGAUCACUUCGAGUGGAACAAAGUGACCUCUUGCAUUCACAACAUCCUGAGUGGCCAGAGAUGGAUAGAACACUAUGGUGAAAUCAUCAUUAAGAAUCUAAAUGAAGAUUCCUGCCACUGCAAAGUGAACUUUAUCAAGGCCAAAUACUGGAGCACCAAUUCCCAUGAGAUCGAGGGCACCAUCUUUGACAAAGGCGGCAAAGCCGUGCGCCGUCUCUUUGGGAAGUGGCAUGAGAGCAUCUACAGUGGCAUGCGGUCCUCAUCAACGUGCAUCUGGAGAGCACACCCCAUGCCCAAAGGGCAUGAGCAGUAUUACGGCUUCACCCAGUUUGCCCUGGAGCUGAAUGAGCUGGAUCCACUGACCAAACCGUACCUCCCUGCGACGGACACACGGUUCCGGCCGGACCAAAGGUUUUUAGAAGAAGGGAACAUAGAAGAAGCAGAAACACAGAAGCAAAGGAUCGAGCAACUGCAGAGGGAUCGACGACGGGUCAUGGAAGAGAAUAACUUGGAGCAUCAGCCUCGGUUUUUCAGGAAAUCCAGUGAUGACUCAUGGGUGAGCAACGGUACUUACUUGGACCUUCGAAGAGACCAUGGCUUUUCCAAACUGGACACUCCUACCCUGUGGUGAAAGAAGUUCAUCUGCCUCUCAUUCUCUGCUGGUUGCUUUCUGAGACAAUGCAUACUUAUCUAUAUAUAAAUAUAUGUACAUGUAUUUAAAAGACACCGUCUAGAAUGACACAUUUGUGCUUACUCUAGCCUUGUAAGUAUAUAAGUAUCUAUUUUCCUCAAUGGAUUUCUCUACAACUCCAAUUGUUACCAUGAUUGUUUGUAUGAAUGUAGAACACCUUAAUUUCUUUUUAUAUAUAAACUAUUUAAUAAAAUGAAAUCUUGAAUGUUAGAGGCUUGGGGAGAGGAGAAGGGGAGAAGCUUUAACACUAAUUUUCCAAAGGCUUCACAGACAUUCAGAUUAAAUUGAUGCCUUAUUGAAUUGUGUUGAAGGGGAAAAAUAACAUCUCCCAGAUAUGUUAGGGAACAGGAAGAGAGCCCCGACUUCACGAGCCGCCCAAGUUUAAUUUGGUCGCUCAGCGACCUUUUGGCCUCAGACUGCUGGAGAAUUGCUCAUCCCGGGUGAUUCUGCAGGCGCUGGUCUGAUUAUUCUCUUCUUUUUAUUUCCUCAGGUGGGAGGAUGGGGUGUGAGAUGAAAUCUUAUUUUUAUUUAAUAUGGGUUUAGAACCUCCUGGAAGAGGUUGUCCAGUUGCCUUACAUGCACAAUUUUACCCUGUUGUUCAAGCAUUAGGAAAGAAAUCCCCACGCCCAACAUUUCGGAUCAAUGGCUCAAAGCAGCCACUGGGGAAACUUCCCUAAGGGAGAACCGAACCUUUAGCUAGGACUGAAAGCAGCCCCUGCUUUCCUGUCCUCCCGUGACCCUCCCACUGCAACCUAUUAAACAAUGUUGCCAGUGUUCAAUAGUACAGUUUGAAAUUCGCAAUGCAUUUGUAUCCACAACCUUGCUGGUUUCUACAAACUCGAAACAUACAACAGGGGAACUUUUUAAGAAAAAAAAAAACAAACUUGGCAAAUUUACCUAAUUGUUUUAAAUAACUGAUGUGUUUUCUUAAAUACUAUUUUGGUAUUUUCUACCUCUUAUAAGUACCACAUUUUAGAUCUUGUACAAAAUGUUUGACCAUCUGCCUUAUUACGCCCCAAACGAUGGGAUCGCCGAUCUUCCUUUGAACUCUCCGUUCUGUUUUGAUGACUCUCCAAGUGUCCCGCAGCAUUGAGCUGUGUCCUGUCCAUCGCUCUCUCCCAUCCACUUCCCUCCUGUCCAGUGUCUCUGCUUCACGAACUUGGCAGCUGCCUAAGAGAAAGCACAGAUUCAGACCACAGGGCGAGGCAGUUUGCCUUUCGUACUGGCGAGUGAUUCCAAAUCACAGUCAUAUGCUCAUAUGUGCAACAAAGGAAAUGUAUGACCAAGCAAUUGCCCAAAUGAUAUUAGAAUUGAGGCCUCAUUAAUGCCUAAACUUUCUAUCCUGAUGCACAAGUCAGUGCUGGGGAAGCUCAACGCUGGGUAAGAAUGUAAGGAAAGGUUUCUGCAAAAAGAAAGAAAAAACAAAAUAAAAUGUUUGACAGGUUUCAAAGUAGGCAAGCAUUUGACCUGCCACAAUAAAAAGUGAGAAAAAAGGCAGAAGCCUCAUGGGUUGGUAAGCUUAGGACAGUGGUAGGAUUUUGGCAUUGCAUGGAACAGGUGAGCUCUUUCCCAGGGCAAAGGACAACUGUCCACUGAGGUUUCCGACAAUAAAAUCCUCCUUCAAAA
Messenger RNA from Vombatus ursinus (common wombat), 4726 nucleotides. RefSeq names its product oxysterol binding protein like 3 (gene OSBPL3). Gene Ontology annotation, cellular component: plasma membrane; intracellular membrane-bounded organelle; cytosol. The record is from RefSeq and is a predicted model, not a curated record. The coding region runs from base 377 to 3040 and encodes 887 amino acids. The transcript is spliced from 24 exons. Lineage: Eukaryota; Metazoa; Chordata; Mammalia; Diprotodontia; Vombatidae. Gene Ontology annotation, molecular function: cholesterol binding.